AUGUUCUUUGAUGUAAAUGUAAGUAACAGAUGCCCAAGAGGGGAUCUGGAUGUUUUAAAGGAGCUUGGAUGGGAUGGAAUCUGCAUAAACACUGUUGUUGGCUUGGACAACCUGGAAGGAUGGAGCAGUCCCCUUCUUGAUGUGUGGAAGGACGAGAAGGCCUAUGAGAGGAUAGAGGUAAGAUACAAGGAUAAUGAGAAGUGGAGUGAAGUUAGAAAGAUGGUGAAUCCUGAUGUGCUUUCGGUGAGAAUAGAAGGGGUUGAAGACUUUAAGAAAGCUCUCGAGGUUUCUCCAGACGUGAUUACAUUUGAUUAUUCCAGGAGCUUCUGUCUCGGAAAGGACGAAGUUUUUGAAGCUGUGAAGAGAAAUAUAUUUCUUGAGAUUCCAUUGGUGUGUGGGAUGUAUGGCCAGAGAAACAAAGUUGUAUGGAUGAGAAAUGCCAGAAAACUUGUGGAGAUCACGGGGGGAGUGAAUGUUGUGGUUGGGAGCGGGGCGUCAUGUUGUACAGAGAUGAGAAGUUCCCAUGACAUUAUAAAGAUAUUGGGAGGACUUGGAACGAGUGGAGACUGUGGAAGGAAGAUACUGCAGAACUCUGGGAGGCUGAUCAGGUCCUGCAGAAUAAGAAAAGGAUGUGUUAUGAAGGAAGAGAUAUGA
This is a messenger RNA of Encephalitozoon intestinalis ATCC 50506, 654 nucleotides long. RefSeq lists its product as uncharacterized. The record is from RefSeq and is a predicted model, not a curated record. Lineage: Eukaryota; Fungi; Microsporidia; Unikaryonidae. Gene Ontology annotation, molecular function: RNA binding. Gene Ontology annotation, biological process: tRNA processing. The transcript has a single exon. Gene Ontology annotation, cellular component: nucleolar ribonuclease P complex. The coding region runs from base 1 to 654 and encodes 217 amino acids.